CAACAGUCUAAAACCAGAAAACAUGGCGCUGGAAACAUGUAUUGCGUUUUUAUUAGCAGACAGUUAUGAUGUUGAAGAUUUCUUAUUUUUCAAGAAAAAUGCGAAUCGCAAACGUCGGAAAAUAAGAAAGAAGUUGAAAACGGAACCAAGUGAUAAUCUGCAAAUGUAAGAUGAUCCACCCAGUAUUUGAUGUAAGAGAAGAUGACAAAAGAGAUGUUUUCAAUGCCGUGCUGCAAAGCUUGACAAUAAGUGAUUUUAAGAGUCACUUCCAGCUGACGCCAUCUCAAACUGAGGAUUUGGUACGACUGCUGGCACCUUGUGAAUGGACCGCCAUUAGGGAAGAGCGAUGGACAGUGUGGCAUGCUGUGCUUGCUAGUCUGUGGGCUCUUUCUACCCAAGAGUCUUACCACAGUGUGGCAAACCGCUUCCACAUCACAGAGUCACUCAUUUGUGAUCAGCUGGAUGAAUUCUGCACCUUUGUUUCCAGCCACUUGGCUAAUGAAAUUCACUGGCCUCAAGAGGAGGAAGCAGAAAUGUCUGUGGUGGGGUUCUUUUCUAAUGUGGGGUUACCAGAUACUCUCUGUGUAGUAGGAACAUGUUUCAUUCCUUGUGAGAAACCUAUUGAUGUGCCAGAUCCAGAGGCAUAUAAAGACCCAAAGGGGUCUUACUCUGUAAAACUCAUGGCUUUUUGCAACCACAAGGGUCGGUUUACUUACGUGUCCGCAGAGCACCCUAGAAACUGGCCUAACUCAAGAAUCCUGUCAGCCACAGAGUUGGGCAAGGCAUUGCAGGAAGACCCCAUGGCUCUGCUACAUGGUAAACACAUCAUUGGCAAUUCCACCUUCGCACUUUCAGAGCACUUUCUGACUCCGUUCCCCGAUUAUGCAACACUAGGACAGAAAAAGUGUGCUAUAACCAGAAAAUGCAGUCAUCUCUUGCAGUGGCGCAAGGCUCCAUCCAUACUCUGAGAUCUUGUUUUCAGAGGCUCAGAUGUCUGCAACUGCAUUCAGUUUGCCAAACCAGUUUGGCUGUGAAGACCUGCUGUAUUUUAUACAACAUGUUUCUAGAAACAUAUAAUGUGCCAGUGGACUGCAUUGAGGAUGAUGUAACUCAAAAACCUUUCCAUGAACUACCCUACGGACACUCUGGAAGUCUUGGUGGAAUAUCUAAAAGACAAGACAUCGCAGCCUCACUUGGGCGAACAACUAAAAAAAGAAAAUGUAUGUACAAUUAGAGAAGUAUUUUGAAGUACUGUUGCAUAUGAUAAUGAAUGCAAUACACUGACAAAAUGUUAAACACUACCAGUCAAUAGUUUUUGAACAGUAAGAUUUUUUUAAAAGAAAUCUCUUCUGCUCUCUAAGCCUGCAUUUAUUUGAUCUAAAAAAAAAAAUACAGGAAAAACAGUAAUAUUGUACAAUUUGUUUGCUAUAACUGCUUUCUGUGAAUGUAUUUGAAAAUGUAAUUUAUUCCUGUGAUCAAAGCUAAAUCCUUCAGAAAUCAAUCAGAUAUGUUGAUUUGAUUUUAAGAAAUUUUUUAUUAUUAUUAUUAAUAUUUUCUUUUUCUUUUUUUUGGAGAAAGAAAUGAUAGAAAUGAAUACCUUUAUUUAACAAGGAUGCUUUCAAUUAAUCACAAGUGAUGAAGACAUUUAUAAUUUUACAGAAGAUUUCCAUUUCAGAUCAUUGCUGAAUUUUCUAUUCAUCAAAGAAACCUGAAAAAUUCUACUCAGCUAUUUUUAACAUAAUAAUAAUAAAUGUUUUGUGAGCAGAUAAUCAGAAUAUUAGAAUGACUUCUGAAGGGUCAUGUGACUGGAGUAAUGGUGCUAAAAAUUCAGCUUUGAAAUCACAGUAAUAAAUUACAUUUUAAAAUAUAUUCAAACAGAAAGCAGUUAUUGUAAAUAGUAAAAUAUUCCACAAUAUUACUUUGGAUGAAAUAAAUGCAGGCUUGGUGAGCAGAAGAGAAAAAUCUUAUUAUUCAAACACUUUUGACUGGUAGUUUACUGGUAAUCUUUAUAAUUACUGCAGUAUGUUUUUUUUGCUAUAUGUUAGAAUGUUGUCAGCAAAAUACAUAUUCAAGGAUAAGUGUUUGUAUAAUAAAAUCUUAUUUUUCAAAAGGAU
Molecule: messenger RNA, 2114 nt
Organism: Labeo rohita (rohu)
Lineage: Eukaryota; Metazoa; Chordata; Actinopteri; Cypriniformes; Cyprinidae
Exons: 4
Coding region: 171-968 (265 amino acids)
Source: RefSeq, a predicted model, not a curated record